GAUAUUGUAAAGGUUCAACCAAUUGGUCGUGGAUGUGGCGGAGAAGUAUGGAAAUGUGUGAACAAAUUGCAAAGCAAAGGAUCUGUGCUUGCUUUGAAGGAAAUUCCAACUGAUUGCGGUGAGGAUCGCAUGAAAUUGAUUGCUCACGAGGCCAAAGUCAACUAUCGAAUCGCGCACCCGAUGAUCGUGAAGUGCCAUGCAGUUCGUUACGUUGAUAAUUGUUUUCACCUGCUCAUGGAGUACAUGGAUGCUGGCUCCCUGUUGGACUUGCUCAAGGCGGCGAAUGGAAGGAGGAUCCCUGAGUUGGCCUUGGCCCACGUCGGCAAGUGCAUGUUGCAAGCGAUUGGCUACCUGCAUGAUGAAUUAAGAGUCAUUCAUCGUGAUAUCAAGCCAGGUAACGUGCUUUUGUCACGCGAUGGUUGCGUCAAGCUUGGAGACCUUGGCGUCAGUGCAACUGUCGAGAACACAAGUUCCUUGUCUGAAUGGGUUGGGACUGUGACCUACAUGUCUCCAGAGCGGAUGACGGGUGAAUCCUACUCAAUGGAAUCUGACAUUUGGAGUGUUGGUCUUGUGAUCGCAGAGUGUGCGAUGUCGCAUUAUCCGUACACCAUCGAAGUAGAAGACAAUGGUGCGAUUUUGCGCAAGAGCAAAGAUCUGCAGUUCUGGGAUCUUCUGGACCUCGUUAUAUCGGGACCUACUCCCGCAGAAAAGAUUGCAAGGAUCUCCGAGAACUCCAAGCUUGUCGAUUUUGUUGACAAGUGCAUGGAACGAGACCCUGACUUGCGGCCAUCGGCACGGAAGCUUCAAUCCCACGGGUUUGUGCAGCGU
This is a messenger RNA of Guillardia theta CCMP2712, 828 nucleotides long. RefSeq lists its product as hypothetical. NCBI's taxonomy places the organism in Eukaryota, Cryptophyceae, Pyrenomonadales, Geminigeraceae. The record is from RefSeq and is a predicted model, not a curated record. Gene Ontology annotation, molecular function: ATP binding; MAP kinase kinase activity. Gene Ontology annotation, biological process: protein phosphorylation; MAPK cascade. The annotation marks the transcript as partial. The transcript has a single exon.